This is a messenger RNA of Tympanuchus pallidicinctus (lesser prairie-chicken), 6847 nucleotides long. RefSeq names its product soluble scavenger receptor cysteine-rich domain-containing protein SSC5D-like. Lineage: Eukaryota; Metazoa; Chordata; Aves; Galliformes; Phasianidae. The record is from RefSeq and is a predicted model, not a curated record. The transcript has 9 exons. Gene Ontology annotation, cellular component: membrane. Bases 1426 to 6828 code for a protein of 1800 amino acids.
UGGGGCUUCUGGCCUUCCCUGGCACAGGUACUGGCACAAGGCUGGGUUGAGGGUCCCUGCCCCACAGCAUUCCUGUCACCGCCACUGCAUCCCAAUGGGUUCUAGUAGGUCCCAGUAGGCUCUGAUGGGUUCCCCUAGGUCCCAGUAGGCCCUGGUGUAUGCACAUGAUCCCAAUGCAUCCCAAAGUACACAGCAGUCCCAGAUACUGAGGGUCCCAGUAAAUCCCAGUAGAUCCCAGCAGUUUCCAAUAGAUCCCAGCAGGUCCCAGUGGGUCCCUGAGCAUGCAGGGGUCUUAGCAGGUCCCGUUGAGUCCCAGUAGAUCCCAGUGGGUCUCAGAAUGUCUCAGAGCACUCAGUGGUCCAAGUAGAUCCCAGCAAGUCCCAGUGAGUUCCAGUGGCUCUCAAUGGGUUUCAGAACAUCUCAGUAGGUCCCAGCAAGUCCCACCCGCUACUGGUAGAUCCCAAUGGGUCCCAGUGCACAUAGUGGUGUCAGCGGCUCCCAGCGGUUCCCUGUGGGUCCCAAUAAAUCUUGGUGGGUCCCAGAGCAUGGGAGGGUACCAGCCAUUCCCAGUAGGUCCCAGGCAGUCUCCACAGAUCACAGAGCAUGUGGGGGUCCCAGGAGGUUCCAGUAAGUCCCGAGGGGUCCCAGAGCACACACUGGUCCCAGCAGAUACCAGUGGGUCCCAGAGCAUGUAGGAUUCCCAGCGGAUCCCAGUAGAUCCCAGCUGAUCUUAAUAGAUCCCAGAGUAUGUGGGGGUCCCAGGAAUUCCCAGAGGGUCCCAUCAGUUCCCAGUGCAUCCCAGUUGAUCCUAGAGUAUGCAGGAUUCCAGCAAGUCCCAAUGGGUCCCAGAGCACAGAGUGGGUCCCAGCAGGUCCCAGGGUCCCAGAGCAUGCAGAGUUGCCUGUAGGACCCAACAGUUCCUAGUAGGUCCCAGUCGGUCAGCUUAAAGUAUCUCAGAGCACAUGGGGAUCCCAGAAAUUCCCAGUGGGUCCCAACAGUUCCCAGUGGGUUCCAGUAGGUCCCAGAGCAUGUGGGGGUCCCAGAAAUUCCUAGAGGAUCCCAACAGUUCCCAGUGGGUUCCAGUAGGUCCCAGAGCAUGUGGGGGUCCCAGAAAUUCCUAGAGGGUCCCAACAGUUCCCAGUGGGUUCCAGUAGGUCCCAGAGCGUGUGGGGGUCCCAGAAAUUCCUAGAGGGUCCCAACAGUUCCCAGUGGGUUCCAGUAGGUCCCAGAGCGUGUGGGGGUCCCAGAAAUUCCCGUAGGGUCCCGACAGUUCGAGUGGGAACCCAGAGGGAAUCCCAGAGCACGCAGGUGUCCCUGUGGGUUUCAGCACAUCCCAGACAGUCCCAGCAGAUUCCCAAUGGGUCCCAGCAAGUCCCAGAGCACACGGUGGGUGAUGGUGGGUCCUGGUGGUGCUGGUGGCCCCAUAUGCAAUGGCAUUCCUCAGUCUCAUUCCCGCUGCGCCUGGCUGGGGGCCCCGGGCGCUGUGCGGGGCGCGUGGAGCUGCUGCACGCCGGGAGCUGGGGCACGAUCUGCGACGACGACUGGGGACUGCCGGACGCGGCGGUGGUCUGCAGGCAGCUGGGAUGCGGGACUGCGUUGGCUGCCCCAUCGGGAGCCUGGUUUGGGGAAGGCUCCGGCCCCAUUUGGCUCAACCACGUGCGGUGCAGCGGCGAUGAGCAGCGCCUUGUCCAGUGCCGGCACCGGGGGUGGCACAGCCAUGUCUGCGCCCACGAGGAGGAUGCCAGCGUUGUGUGCUCGGCUCAUCCCCUGCUGUCGCCUGGAACCACGGAGCCCACUGGCACUGCUGGCAGCACCCCAACAGAUGCAGCAGAGUUGGUGCCAGCAGCAAUGUGGGUGCCCUAUUCCCCAGCCCCAUACCCACUGCGUCUGGCUGGGGGCCCUGGGCGCUGCGCGGGGCGCGUGGAGCUGCUGCACGCCGGGUGCUGGGGCACAGUCUGUGAUGAUGGCUGGGGGCUGCCGGACGCGGCCGUGGUCUGCAGGCAGCUGGGCUGUGGAGCUGCGCUGGUUGCACCUGGUGGGGCGUUUUUUGGUGAGGGCACCGGCCCCAUCUGGAUGGACAAUGUGAGGUGCUGGGGGAACGAGUCGGCAUUGCUGCAGUGCCCAGCUGCACCAUUGGGCAUCACCGACUGCCGCCACCGCGAGGAUGCAUCUGUCAUUUGUGCAGAUGAGCUGACUGGGGUAGAUCCCAUGCAGCCCCCUCCCGAACAGCUGCCCACCAGGUCACUGCUGGUGCCCCCUUCUGCUGUGCCACGUGUGAGUGUCCGGCCCCGCAGCACCACCUCCCCUCAGCCUACACCAAGCAGCUGGCCCAUGGCAGGGACGUCGCAGACAGCCCCGUUCCUGCUGCGUCUGGCUGGGGGCCCUGGGCGCUGUGCAGGGCGCGUGGAGCUGCUGCAUGCUGGGAGCUGGGGCACGGUCUGUGAUGAUGGCUGGGGCCUGCUGGAUGCGGCUGUGGUCUGCAGGCAGCUGGGCUGUGGGGCCGCACGCAAAGCCCUCCGCAGCGCUCACUUUGGCCCUGGCAUUGGCCCCAUAUGGCUGGAUGACGUGAAGUGCAGUGGGACAGAGGCUGCACUGUGGCACUGCCCAGCUGGGCCUUGGGGAAGGCACAACUGUGACCACCAAGAGGACGCCGCUGUCAUCUGCACAGGGGCAGAAGACUUGUCACCUGUGGCGAGCUCCCCAUCUCCCCCAGGAUGGGGUCCAGCCAGUACCAUCCCUCGACGUCCUCUAGGACAGAUUCUGACCACAAUCAUUCCCAUGCAUCCCCAAAGACAGGAUCCAACUGUGAGUGUCACUAGAACCACUGCAAGAGCCACAGGACAGGAUCCACACACCAGUGUCCCCAGCACUACCUCACGAUCCUCAGGAGAGGAUCCUACCACCAGUGUCUCCAGCACCAUGACACGAUCUGCAGGACAGAGUCGAGUCAGUGCCACCUCAACCAAAGCAGGGCGAGAUCCCAUCCGUAUCAUCAGGAUCACCCGACUCAAAGCAGAACAGGAUCCAGCUGGCAUCAUCCAGAGCACCAAGCCCAAGGCAGUUGGCAUCACCAGGCUGAAGGCAGGACGGGAGACUGGUGGCCCCACCAGGUCCAAAGUGGGAUGGGAUCCAGCUGGCACCAACAGGUCCAAGGUGGGACGAGAUUCAGUUGGCAUCAACAAGACCAAAGUGGGACUGGAUCUGGUUGGCACCAACAGGUCCAAGGUGGGACGGGAUUCUGUUAGCAUCAACAAGACCAAAGUGAGAUUGGAUCUAGUUGGUAUCAACAGGUCCAGGGCAGGACAGGAUUCUGUUGGCAUCAACAAGACCAAAGUGAGAUUGGAUCCAGCUGGUACCAACAGGUCAAAGGUGGGACGGGAUUCUGUUGGCAUCUACAAAAUCAAAGCAGGACAGCAUCUGGUGGGCAUCAACAAGACCAAAGCAGGACGGGAUCCGGCUGGCAUCAACAAGACCAAAGCAGGACAGGAUCCAGCUGGCAGUAACAGGUCCAAGACAGGAUGGGAUCCAGCUGGCACCAUCCGCAUCACUCGACCCAAAGUGGGACGGGAUCCGCUUGGUACUGUGUGGAUUGCCCAUCCCAAAGCAGAGCGGGUUGUUGUGGGAGCCAACCAGAGCACCAGGCAUUGGGUUUUGGUGGGGACCACACCAGGCACCAAGCCUCAAGCAGGACAGGUUCCGGUUGGUUCCACCAGGAGCACCCAGGGGCUGGCAGGAUGGGAUGCUGUUAGUGCUACCCAACGCAAUAUGGGACAGGAGACUGCUGGUGUCACACAGAGCACCAGGUCCAAUGCAGAGCAGGACUUAGCUCUUACCACGAGGCUCCAGGCAAGUGCUGCCAUAUGGAGUAACCACAGCCUGGGAGAGCCAGGUCCAGGGGAUCCCAUGGGGAGCACACUUCCUGUAGUAGUAGCAGCAGAUCCAGAAGGUACCACGAAGAGUGAAGCUCCUACAGGAGAACCAAGUCUGGAAGGGACCUCUUGGGUUUCACAUCCCUCAGCAGAACUGGGUUCUGAAGGUCCCGUAAGGAGCACUCAACAUACAGCAGAAUUAGGUCCUGAACGCACCAUGUGGAGCAUAUAUCCCACAGCAGAGCCAGCUCCAGAAGGUACCAUGAAAAGCACAGAUCCUAUGACAGAACUGAGUCCAGAAGGUACUGUGAGCAUGCAUCCUCUAACAGAACUGGACCCAGAUGGUAACAUGGGAGGUGCACAUACUUCAGUAGAACCAGACCCUAGAGGUGGCAUGAAUAACACAGGUCCUACAGCAGGACUGAAUCCAGAUGGUAUCACGGGGAGCACAUAUCCCACAGCAGAACUAGGUCCAGAUCGUACCAUGGGGAGCACACAUCCUGCAACAGAACCAGGUCCAGAAGGUACCGUGGGGAGCACAGGUCCUACAGCAGGACUGGUUCCAGAUGGUAUCAUGGGGAGCACAUAUCCCACAACAGAACUAGGUCCAGAUCAUACCAUGGGGAGCACACAUCCUGCAACAGAACCAGGUCCAAGAGGUACCAUGAGGAGCACAGAUCCUACAGCAGAAUCAGUUCUAGAAGGGACCACAGCAGAACUGGGUCCAGAUGUUACCAUGAGGAGUACAAGUCCUGCAGCAGAACUGGAUCCAGAUGUUACCAUGAGGAGCACAAGUCCUGCAGCAGAACUUGAUCCAGAAAAUACUGUGUGGACCACACAUCUUCUAGAAGAGCUGGGUCCAGAUGUUACCAUGAGGAGCACAAGUCCUGCAGCAGAACUGGGUCCAGAUGUUACCACGAGGAGUGCACAUCCUGCAGCAGAACUGGGUCCAGAUGUUACCACGAGGAUCUCAAAUCCUGUAGCAGAACUGGGUCCAGAUGUUACCAUGAGGAGCAGACAUCCUUCAGAAGAACUGGGUCCAGAUGUUACCAUGAGGAGCACAAGUGCUGCAGCAGAACUGGGUCCAGAUGUUACCAUGAGGAGCACAAGUCCUGCAGCAGAACUGGGUCCAGAUGUUACCAUGAGGAGCAGACAUCCUGCAGCAGAACUGGAUCCAGAAAGUACUGUAUGGACCAGACAUCUUCCAGAAGAACUUGAUCCAGAUGGUACUAUGCAGAGUGCACAUUCUUCAGCAGAAUUGAGCUUGGGUGUUAGCAUAUGGAGUGCAUAUCCCACAGCAGGUAUUUCUACCUGGAGCACACGUUCUGCACCCAAAUCUGAUGCAGAAGGUACUGCAUGGGACACUCAUUCUUCAGCUGAUUUUGAUCUAGAUGGUACCGUGAGAAGCAAACAUCCUUCAGCAGAAAAAAUUCUCAAAGGCACAAUGGAGAGUAAAUAUAUUGCAGCAGAAACAAGUCUAAGAGAUCCCAUGUGGAGGACUCAUCCCACGGAAGAACUAGCAUCAGAUGGAAUCAGGAGGAGAACACUUCCCACAGCAGAAUCAGGUGCUGGUCCAAUGGGAAUCUCUGCUCUGCCCACUAGAGUUUCAUCACCCUCUCCAUCUCUGAGCUCCACCCAGGGGCUGGCUGUCUCUCCUGCCAUUGCUGUUCAACUGAGUCCAGGCUCUGGCACCCACUCACAGCACCUCACAGAGGCCCCCAGUACCCAGAGACCCUCAGAACCUACCCAGUACCCUGAGAUCCCCAACACCCAGGGACACCCAGCAUCCAUCCAACACCCUCCAGAGAGCCCCACUGCCUCGAUAGAGCUUGUGCUCUCCCAGCAUCCCUCUGCAGAACCCUCUGGUUUCUGGACACCCCCAGACCUCUUUAUCCAGACACCAUCAAGGAACCCCAGCGCUCAGAGCCCCCCAGUACUCACUGUGCACCCCAUAGAUCCCACCAGCCCUUACAUGAAUGCUGCUAAUUUCAAGCACAUCAUGGAUAUCCCCAGACCCCAGAGCCUCCCAGCACCCUCUGAGGACUCUGUUAAAACCCUCAGUACCCAGAAAUCCCCAGUAUCUGCCCAGCAUCCCACAGAGACCCUCAGCUCCAAGCGUCCCUCAGCACUCUCCCAAUAUCUAACAGAGAUCUUCAGCACACAAGUCCCCCCAGCACCCACCCAACACCCCAUGGAGACCUCUGAUAGUCAGCCCCCUGUAGCACCCACUGAACAAUCCACUGAGAUCUUCAGCACCCGGAGGCCCCCUGCAUUGCCCCAGCACUCCACAGAGCCCCCCAGCACCCAGAGGCCCCCAUCAACACUACAACACCCUAUGAAUACCUUUGACACCCAGAACCCUCCAGCAUCCCUUAAGCAUCCCAUGAAGUUGCUCAGCACUCAGACCUCCCCCAUAUCCCACCAACACCCCAAAGAGCCCCGCAGCACCCAGACACCCCCAGGAUCCUUUAAGCACCUCACAGAUCCCCCCAGCACCCAGAUUCCCUCAGCACCUGUCCAGCAUCCACUGGAGACUUUCAGCACUCAGACUCCCCAAGCACCCCUCCGGCACCCCGUGAAGUUUUUCAACACCAAGACCCCCCCAGCACCCACAGAGACCCUCCGCACCCAUUCUGCAAGCUCUGUACUGCCUGGACCCCCGUGUGUAGGUCCAGCCCAACCAGCACCACCGGUGCCAACACUCUCUGCAGUAUGGGAUCAGGGGGGAUCCUGUGUGGCCCCUGCCCUGAGGGCACUGCUGUGGGAGGUGCGGGAGCUGCGGGGGCAACUGCGGGCCCUGGCCCGCAACCAGCGGCGGGGAGCUCAGCGCCUGGAGGCCGUCACCCGCCGCCUGGGCAGGCUGGCUGCUGUGGGGCAGCACAUCCUGGAGGACCCCCCCAGGCUGUACAGGGGUGCGGGCAUCCAGAGAGGGGCCUUGCACAGGAGGCAAGGGAAAUAAAGCUGGGCUGGUUCACCAA